Molecule: messenger RNA, 1677 nt
Organism: Aethina tumida (small hive beetle)
Lineage: Eukaryota; Metazoa; Arthropoda; Insecta; Coleoptera; Nitidulidae
Product: UDP-glycosyltransferase UGT5-like
Exons: 4
Coding region: 43-1611 (522 amino acids)
Molecular function (GO): UDP-glycosyltransferase activity
Source: RefSeq, a predicted model, not a curated record
UAUUAAUUUCGAGUUCAGUUUUGUUAAGCCUGCUCUCAGAUCAUGACACUGACCUACAGGAUAGUGCUAACCUUGUUGGCCAUUGCUACUUUAUGCAAUGGAUAUAAACUUUUGGUGGUAUUUCCAUUGCCUUCUAAGAGUAAUUUCAAUUUAGGAAGUGCGUUAGCGCGAGGACUGGCUGAUGCAGGACACGAUGUAACUCUUCUGAUGCCUUAUGAAGACAAAUAUAACCCUACCAAUGGAACGUAUAGGUCCAUAGUGUUACAUGAAAUUUUUGAAGAACACAGUAAAAAUGAAAUGGACAUGUUUGCCUCUAGAGAAUCAACAUCGCAAUUCUUUAAAAUGUUUUCUGAAAUGAUAGACAUUGUAUCUAGGGGAACUUUGGGAUCAUCAAAAGUUAAGAAAAUGUUAGACGACGGGGAGACUUUUGACGCAGUCAUUGUAGAAGAAUUUAUGAUAGAUUCAUUAAAAGUAUUUAGACAUCUUUUUAAGGCACAUUUAAUCUCAUACACCAGCAUUGGGGCCAAUCCAAUGGUCAAUGAUCUUGUUGGUAAUCCAUCUCCAUUGUCGUUUAUACCUUCAAUGAAUUCCGGUUUACCUAUAAAGAUGACAUUUUUCCAAAGAGUUUACAACCUCUUUAUUGAUUUAUUCUCCAAAAUUUUCUUUGCUCUCGCGGUGCCUGAUCAAGAUAAACUUCUUAAACAGUAUUAUCCAGAUGCCCCAUCUGUGGAGGAACUAAAGAAAAAUGUAUCAUUGGUGUUAAUGAAUUCGCAUGUUAGCAAUUUUCAACCAGUACCAACAGUUCCAAAAAUGAUAGCAAUAGGUGGUUACCAUGUUCAGCCCCCAAAAGGCCUCCCCAAAGACCUAAAAGAUUAUUUGGAUAAAGCGGAACAUGGAGUUGUAUACUUCAGCAUGGGUUCUAUUUUAAAGAGCAAAAACAUGCCAAGAGAAAAGGUGGAAGUUCUUCUUGGAGCGUUCAAGCAACUCAAACAGAAGGUCCUCUGGAAAUGGGAAGAGGAUAACUUGCCUGGAAUACCAGAAAACGUUAGAACAAUGAAAUGGGUACCACAAGCAGACGUCCUAGCUCACCCUAACGUAAAAUUAUUCAUAACACACGGUGGCCUACUCAGUUCAACAGAAACAAUUUAUUUCGGAAAACCCGUUUUGGCCAUACCAAUUUUUGGUGAUCAACCGGCAAACGCACAGAAUAUGGUAAACCAUGGAUUUGCACUAAGCCAUAAUUACAAAGAUCUGACGAACUCAAACGAAUUUUUGGCCAAAAUUAAAGAAAUGCUGAACAAUCCUAAGUAUUAUGAAAAUGCUCAAGCGAGAUCAAAAAUUAUGCAUGACAGAAAAGUUAAGCCUAUGGAUGAAGCCGUGUUUUGGGUUGAAUAUGUCAUACGUCACAAUGGUGCUCAGCACCUUCGUGUGGCUGGCGAAGACUUAACGUGGUACCAAUAUCUACUUCUAGAUGUUGUGGCCUUUGUAUUUGUUGCUGUAGUACUAUUGUUGGCAGUAUUAAUUGCAAUGUUGCGAUGGGUUACUAAAAAAGUAUUAAGAUGUCAGUGUGCAAGUAAGAGUGAUAAAGAUAAGAAGGUCAAAAAGCAUUAGUAUUUAUAGUGUUUGUAUUUUUGUUGACUUUUUAAAUUGUUUUUUAAGAUUAAAAAUUAAAAAUUA